Molecule: messenger RNA, 603 nt
Organism: Scheffersomyces amazonensis
Lineage: Eukaryota; Fungi; Ascomycota; Pichiomycetes; Serinales; Debaryomycetaceae
Exons: 1
Coding region: 1-603 (200 amino acids)
Source: RefSeq, a predicted model, not a curated record
AUGGUUAAUGACACUGCGUCUAAACCUUCAAAUUAUGGCAGUACCGCACUUAAAAAUGUCUAUCCAGAUUGGUUUGCUUUCUUAGAAAAUGAUAAUGGAAAAUUUGGGUUUGAAAUUAGUGACACCUACUCCACAAAUUCUAUGUUAGCAAAGCGCAUAGAUAUAAGAAUUUGUACCCAUUCUGCUAAUAAUGCUGGGGUAUGCUUAACGGGUGGUGCUUUCGCUUAUCAAGUACUUAAAGACAUAGCCAAUGGUAUCAAGAGUCUACUGAACCAAAAUAAUUGCCAUUCGGACUUUGCAACCAUUCAUGUUUAUAAUGGCAUUAACGUGUACUGGCAAGCUGGUGAAAUUACUGGGGCUUGUGAUACAACUGCUCUCACGUCAACAAUUGAAGGUUCGCUUGAUGAGCAUGUGGGGAAGACAAAUGGUAAGAAAAUAUGUGCAUUCCAGUGCUUAAAAUUAACACAUGGUGGAAAAUGGACCUUUUAUCUUAAGUUUGGUACGGACAGGUAUUUAGUUCAGAACACUGGUUGCAGUAGCAAAUCAGGUGAAUAUUUUAGCUGUACAAGUGGAGGUGAAAACAGUGUAGGUAAGAAUUUAUAA